GAGAAAGGCUGUAUCCACCUGAGUACUAAGUUUAAUGUGACAUGCUCUCUUCUAUGGAAUGAAUACCCGACGUAUGAUUAAGUUGUCACAGUGAAAUUGACAGUGUAAAUUUCGAAUUAUGUUUCCAGUGCAUGACUCUGUCACGUCAUGACAAAGAAUAUUUGGAAUUCAACCGGUUUCAAUAUAUAUGUUCUUCAAUGUUGAAUCUUUGCUACCUAUGUUGUGAAAGACGAAUAGGUUUUUGAACACAAACAAUAAAAGAAUGGACCUUAAACUAAGUCCUUGAUGUGCGUGUAGAUUUGAUUAUGAUUUUAACUAAUUCCAAUACAAUUUAUUGUUCUUUAUCGUCGCCUACAUUUUGUACUAUUCUGUGAUAUGUAACUAACGAGAUAAUUUUAAUUGACGAGUUUGAUUGUUCCAGUUACAGAAGAGUGUGUCAUCUCAAUGAAGUUCUUACUCUUGAAAGAAUUAUAAUUCAUGUAACUUGUCAUUCAGUUUAUGUAAAUGUUCAUCACUCACAUUUACAAUAGCUCUUGCUUCCAGCUAAGUUUGUUGUAGACUAGUAGUUUUUAUUCAAUUGAGUUAUAAAAUCAACCAUUCUUCUUUAGGCACACCAACAAGGACAGUUUUUAUAACUUUCGCUUCACUACUGUUUAGAUGGGAUAAGUUUAAUUAACGAUCCUUAUUCGUCUUGGGGUGUACCAUGCACGCAAAUAUACUACUAAUACAGGCGAAGACAUUGGAGCAUAUUUGCGUGCAUGGCAGACCACAACUGAUUGUCAUCAUGUGAUACACAGAGAGUCAUGCACUGAAAACAUAAUUCGAAAUUUACACUGUCAAUUUCACUGUGACAACUUAAUCAUACGUCGGGUAUUCAUUCCAUAGAAGAGAGCAUGUCACAUUAAACUUAGUACUCAGGUGGAUACAGCCUUUCUCCAACCUCUCCUCUAUUUUCUCUCUCUCUCUCUCACUCUCGCUCUCUCUUUUCUUUCGAGCAUUAUUUCCGUAGAGUAUUCAUACACACACAUUUGAGUAUUAAACAAUUAGAAAUUAUUUAUCACACAAUGUGGAUGCUCAGUUGUAAAGUAAGGAAAUUAUAUUCUAUUAUCUAUCGUUGGAACACGCAUCUAAAGCCAUUGACAUUUGUUAUUCAUAAGAAUAAAACAAAGAAACCAUUACACGAAAGUUAUUUUCGUAUUUUCUCUACGUAAAAUGAAUUUCGAUAAGCAAGCAUCCCUAGAAAAGAGCUUCUGAGAUCCAAUCACACAACACUUUCCUGAGCAGACAUGAUUAGCUGUUCAGACUAUUUUAAUACUGUUCCAAUUAAAACAGUGACUGAAAACAAAGCAGAGAAAAAUAUGAGUUUCGUAGAAAAAAAUCAUCAAGAGAUCAACAGAAAAAAGAAUUCCCAAUCAAGAGAAAAAGAGCAAUCAUGAGUUUUUUUCUCUUAAAGAUGUUCACUAUAAUACAAUUAACUGUAGUAGGUAAGAAUGAAAAGAAAUCUGGUUAAAAUAAGCUGAUUUCUCCUCUUCUUUUAUUUCCAUUGUGUCAUCUAUUAUAAAUAUUAACCACAUUAGUGCUCUCUAUCGAAAAUGAAUUGUUCUCCGUUUUUCUCUUGAAAAUGAGAGAGGGAGCAUGUCUGUUUUAUAAAUUUCUAAUCACAGAGACAAACUUCGAUCAGUUCGAGCAUAACGUUGAUUAUGAUAAGAAAUCAAUGUUCUAAUAUUUUAUUGCGCAACGUUUUAGAUAUUGAUUAUUCAUCACAAUAACUCAGGCCUCUUUCAUUUACGGCCAAUUUGAAAAAUCUUAAAAGGAAAUCGGACAAGGUAAGUUUGACAACAAGAAGAACAUGUAGUUGUAACAAAAGUUAUGUAUCUUCCAGUAGACGAUUCCUAACAAGAUGACAAAUGCAUACAUACAUGUCUAUAAUAGUGAAUAUUCCUAAUUGCUCGAACAUAUAUAUUCACGAUACAUUGAUCAAUAGAGGUGUGGUGGUAUCGAAAUGAUGACGACUCAGCACUCAUCAUCUUACUGGAGCUACCUCAGUUAGCUUUCAAUUACUCAUUCGAUACUAAUCUAUUGCACGCUGCGACGUUGUUUAUUACUAAAUUGCAUAUAGUAAAGCUUUUAGUAUCACAGAAAUCUUAAACUAUAUUGCUCGUUUCACAAGUGCUUUAUUUUCUUCAUCUAUCUUCUUUUAUUUUAGAUAUACACAGGUUAUUUAAAAAUAUAAAGAACUACGCUUCCACCGUAUACGAUGUUUCCAAUCCAAGGAAUUUGUAUAGCUCUUCUUGUUUUAAGUGAGUGUUGCUAUUUUUAGCUAAAGUUUCGUGAGACGGCGGAAUCGUUUACGUAGAUAAUAGAAGAAGCGGGAAUAAACAACUUCGUUGCUCAAGACUUAGAUCAAUAGGAUGAACUUCGUCGUCAACACUCCCAAACAUUAAUUACAAAACUUAAACGUGCUAUAUUUUAUGUGCAGGAACUUCGAGAAAUGUUUAUUACUCCAGUGAAAAAGUUGUCUUUCAGCAAUGUCACUCUCUUAUAAUAUUUCGCCUUUAAGUUUAUCUAAAUAAAAAUUCUGUUUGUUCAGGUACAUUCAUCAUUUCCACAUCAGCUGCAGCCAUACAUCCCAACGAAGAUCAUUUAAAUGAUGGUAUACAAGACGACAGAUACCGCCCGUUUGACUUACUUCAUUUUGAUGAUAAACUAGACGAAGGGCCGAUGGAUAAUAGUUAUAAUUCAUGGAAAAGAACAUUACCAGAAGGAAUCAUGUUAGGGAAACGUGCGCGCUUGCCGAGCGAAGCAAUUUUACUUGGGAAACGAAGAGUGCCACUUGAGGCUGUGCUAUUAGGUCGUCGAGAUCUUCCGAAUGAAGGAAUCUUAUUAGGUCGUUGA
Didymodactylos carnosus is the source of this 2895-nucleotide messenger RNA. NCBI's taxonomy places the organism in Eukaryota, Metazoa, Rotifera, Eurotatoria, Philodinida, Philodinidae. The record is from the annotation of a GenBank genome assembly.